CGAAUCAACAUGGCGGCUUUCUGAGUUUAUGAAGAAAAGCUAAGGUGUAAUUUAACACUGUACACAUAUUUUCAUUGUAUUUGAAAUUUUAUUUUUGUCAUUGAUGACUUAAUGAACAGCAGAAAGAAAAUGUCAAGUGAAGGCAAUAAAAAACAGUUCUGGAAAAGGAACACAGCAAAGGUCCCUGGCAGCAUACAACAUGUGUAUGGAGCUCAGCAUCCUCCCUUUGACCCUCUCCUUCAUGCCAAUUUAAUCAAAGCUGGAAACAAGCCACCGCUGACACCAGGUAAACCAAAGAAAGCCACCACCUUCCAGGAGUUUGAGAGCAUCACCAGUGAUGCAUGGGAUGUUGGCGAUGACGAUGAUGAACUGCUCGCCAUGGCAGCCCAGAACCUGAACAUUGAGGUUGUCAUGGAGACCGCCAACAAAGUCAUUGAGAAUCACAGCAAACUCCAAGAGCGGCAACAACAACAACAACAGCAGCAGCUGCAGCUGGACGACGUGUUUGAGCCAGAGGACAAAGAGGUAGAGGAAGAGGUGGUUCAGGAGGACGCUGAGGAGGUCGAUGGCGAGGAGGAGGAAGGGGAGCACGAAGAAGCAGCCGAGACCGCCGCCGAGCUGUCCUUUAGCUCUGAGGCCGGUUCACAUGGUGACAGCCGCCUUGUGAAGUCCUUCAGUGAAGCCCCCAUUGGCUCUCCAAAGGAGCUGGCAGGUGAGCAGGCUCUACACCGGCAGCAGUCCCUGCCCCACAGGCCUGUGAUUCCGCUGGUGGCUCGCAUGGCUGACCAGAACACCUCCGGCACCCCGGCCAUGACUGAGAGGGAAGCCUCCCGUCUGGACAAGUUCAAGCAAGUCCUUGCUGGACCCAACACAGACCUUGAGGAACUGCGGAAGUUGAGUUGGUCUGGGAUUCCUCGGCAGGUCAGGCCCAUCACGUGGAAAUUGCUCUCAGGGUACCUCCCAGCCAACGCAGAGAGGAGGGAGAGCACGCUGCAGAGGAAGCGUCAGGAGUAUUUCGGCUUCAUCGAGCAAUACUACGACUCCCGCAACGACGAGCACCACCAGGACACCUACAGACAGAUUCACAUAGAUAUUCCCCGGAUGAGUCCGGAGAGUUUAGUGCUGCAGCCCAAAGUCACAGAGAUUCACAUUGACAUACCAAGAACUAAUCCUCUUAUUCCUCUCUUUCAACAAGCUUCUGUGCAAGAGAUCUUCGAGCGCAUCCUCUUCAUCUGGGCCAUCCGCCACCCCGCCAGUGGCUACGUGCAGGGCAUCAACGACCUGGUCACACCAUUCUUCGUUGUUUACGUCUUUGAAUACAUAGAGGAAGAGGUGGAAAAUUUCGAUGUUUCCAGCCUGCAGGAGGACGCUCUGCGGAACAUCGAGGCGGACAGCUUCUGGUGCAUGAGCAAGCUGCUGGACGGCAUUCAGGACAACUACACAUUUGCGCAGCCAGGAAUCCAGAGGAAAGUGAAGGCCCUGGAGGAGCUGGUCAGCCGGAUCGAUGAUACGGUGCAUCGCCACCUGCAGCAGUAUGAGGUGGAGUACCUGCAGUUUGCCUUCCGCUGGAUGAACAACUUGCUGAUGAGGGAGCUGCCCCUGCGCUGCACCAUCCGACUCUGGGACACCUACCAGCACGUUGGGGGUGCUAAGGAGCAUGGUGAUUUUUCUCCAGGCUGUCCUGGGGAAGAAGACAGCACAGAGCCCCUUAAAGGGGCAGUGGGCAUUUGUGGGCCACUGCUAUACAUGGAGGCGGCUGACUUGGGGGGGCCCCCUGUGGCGUCAUGUGUUGAGCCGCGUCUGAUCGCUGCCCACACGUGCACACGGCGGCCGGUGGUGGUGAUGCAGCGCGGGCCUCCCGCGGGUCGGGAAAGACCACUCUGCUUGGCAUUCUCCGCCCGUGUGCCAGUGGCCAGAGGCAUCCAUCCUCGACCCCCACCACCUACAGCCCCCGCCCAGACAGCCCCCACCACCUACAGCCCCCGCCCAGACAGCCCCCACCACCUACAGCCCCCCGCCCAGACAGGCCCCAGGGCCUAG
Alosa sapidissima (American shad) is the source of this 2040-nucleotide messenger RNA. RefSeq names its product TBC1 domain family, member 22a (gene tbc1d22a). Lineage: Eukaryota; Metazoa; Chordata; Actinopteri; Clupeiformes; Clupeidae. The record is from RefSeq and is a predicted model, not a curated record. Gene Ontology annotation, biological process: activation of GTPase activity. Gene Ontology annotation, molecular function: GTPase activator activity. The coding region runs from base 112 to 2040 and encodes 642 amino acids. The transcript has 15 exons.